Coccidioides immitis RS is the source of this 1390-nucleotide messenger RNA. RefSeq lists its product as uncharacterized. NCBI's taxonomy places the organism in Eukaryota, Fungi, Ascomycota, Eurotiomycetes, Onygenales, Onygenaceae. Bases 410 to 730 code for a protein of 106 amino acids. The transcript has a single exon. The record is from RefSeq and is a predicted model, not a curated record.
CAAAAAACCAACUGAGAUAGGACGGCUCUAUUGGACUUGGAAGCAAGAGAGGGAGACGGAAAGAAAAUAAGAUAAGGGAACCAAAAAAGCGACAUCCUUUUGGUUUAGCCGUUUGAAGGCCUGGACGGAAUAUGGGAUAUGAUCUUUUGUCAACUGUGCCACCAGCCUUGUGCAUAUGAUUGUGAGAGUCCGAAACGGUCAUAACCUCUCGGCUGAUCUCUUCUCUGUAUUAUUAACAUCUUGGGCUAUGCAAAGGGGAUCUUCUUCCGAGAGAUAUCGCUGUCAAUUGUUAUAGACAACGACAGGCGACAGGAAAGUCAAGGCGCUGGGAGACUGCAACGGGAUACAACUAGCCCCAGCAACUGGGCUGGGCACUCCUUCCACGCGUGUGUCAAACAACCUCCGGGUCAUGCAUGUCGAAGAAUCCCACUCGUACUCACGACGACAGCGACAACAGGCCACACGGGAGGCAAUGGCCUCCGAGAGCUCACAGAGGUGGAGUAGGAGAGGUGCUAUGAGCUGCCCGGACACUGAGUUUGAGACAUGCUGGAUAGUAGGUUCUUUUCUCCACCAUCAUUUCAUUCUUUCUCUUUUCCUUCAGCCUCCUUUGCUGGUUAAAUUCACGGAAGUGAUAAUCUGGGACCCAGCUCACAUGCUUUUCCCAGCGAUUGCACAUGGCAUGCUUCAAGCUGGGUGGUUAAAUGAGAGCAUCUCCAGGGUUGUGAAUUGAGCCCUGAUGGUCCUGAUAUUAUGCAGGCCUGCCAAUGAACUGCGACAGCCAGUGCGUCGCGCAGUAUAUAUACACAUUGGUAUCAGUGGACUUCAGAUUUACAUACCCAAUUUUUGGCGCGGCGGGCGACGACUUUAUUUCUCAAGCAAUGAGAUACUCGUCGGAGAUCACGGAGGCUCUCGACGCUUUUUUUGCAGGCAGCGGCCUUUGAUCCUUCCGAUCACAUCUCAUACGAUGGGUUGAGUUCGCGGUGGGUACAACUCCGAACCGAGUACCCUUGUCAGCUCUAACAGAGACACCAAAACUGCAAAGGAACAAUAGCCCUUCUUCCCUAAUACACACUGGUGGCUGAGCUUAAAGUAGUCACACCGGACGAUUUCUCGCAUGUCCUUUAAUUUCCUGGACGAAAAUGGCCCCUGACCUGUGCAGCUUUUGAUAUAAGAGACCAUGUUGAAGUGGAUUGAUAAGUGAGCUGAUCGUGGGCAGGGUAAUUAUUCCAUAUCAAAAAUGAAAAAAAAAAAAAAAAAGGGCUUUAUCGGAGCUGAAGGGGGGUCUGGUCUAGAUCCAUCCUUUGCAGCUGCGAUCCCGACUGUCGGUGGAGCGGUGCUGAAAAGAUGAAUCCACUCCCGACACGCGUAUCUACGGAGUACUCCGUAUUCG